AUGGCUGACUACACGUCAGCAGCAACAUUACCUACAGCAGCUGCAGAAGGUACGGAUGCCGCUGAGGGCCCCUCUCUAAACUGGUGGCAGCAACGGCAGCUGCACGUCCUAGCAUCUGCGGAAAAUUCUGGGGUCGUUCUGCUUCUGGGUGGUGCCGAAGGCUCCGCACCACUGCGAUGCUCCGUCCUUCUGCCACUGCUGCUUUUGCAGCACGGCUGGGCCCCACAACCCACGCACCACUCCUGGCAGCAGCAACACAUCCUAGUUGCUCUAGAGACAAGCUCUUCAGCAGAGUCUGCUGCUGCUGCAGCGAAGGUUGAGGGAGGCGGCUGUUAUGCCUCCUGUGUCACUACACACAAAAGCAUCCUCGGAAGCAGCAGCGGCAUUAACAGAGACUGCAGCUCUCCGCCUCGUUUAAUAUACCUUACAACGAGGCAGCUGCUGCAGCGGCUUCUGCAACAGCCGCUGCUUCCGGGUUGCUGCAUGGCAGCAGUCGAGGUGUCGCUGCAGCACAGUUUUAGCACCGAGCUACUUCUUCCGCUGUUGCACAAAGUGCGCCAGAAGAGGCCUGCGUUGCGGUUACUGCUACUCCUGCCCCCUGCAGCAGUGCAGCCGCAUUGGGCCCUUCAACUGGCUGAGUUUUUUGCGACAGGUGAAGAUUCAGUUGCGUUGGGAGCCGCAGUGAUGCCGCAGGGUGCGGUGGGGGCCCUUCGGGCUGCAGCGCAGCAGCAGCAGGAGCUGCUACUCCGUUUCCUUGCUCCCAGGGGGGGCCGAUGGGACGUGAAACAUCAGAAACAGAAGCAAAGACAGCAACAGCAAGUAAUGACGCGACAAUCCUCUCUCAGCCCAUUCAGGAAACCAGCAGAAGCAAUGACACCGCCAGCACAUGCGGCAGGCGGUAUUGAGUUGUUAGAAAUAAGCAGUGGCAGUAGCACUAGUAGAAGCAACAGCAGUAGCAACAGCGUCUCGUGCGUCUCCUCGGACGAAGUUAUGGUUUUAGGCGUCACCGUAGCUCAAGGCGACAAUUCUCGGCGAAUCUCCAAGCGGAAAAAAACCGUAAAGAAGGGCAAAAAGAAGCUGCAGCAACGCCUCAGAAAAGUACGACGGAAGCUUGAGAAAAUCAGCAACAGCAGCAGCAAGAAAGAAAAUAAGGGCAACCGUUUAGUGGGAGAAGCUGUUUGCUUGCGAACGGAUACGCUCGCUGACUCUUCGCGACCAGCCCAGUUUCUUCACGAGGCUUCGCAUGCAGUACAUCCGGAGGGGAGCAGCAGCGAAGAGGCCUCCCCAGUGCGGCGAGCAAAGCCGUCACCUGGUUUAACAGUGCGGAAUGACGAAGCGGCGGAGGCGUCGAGCCGUCAAAAGCCUUUUGAGCUCAGUAGAAAUACCAGUAGCCACAUGACUCAGCAGCUCACAACGUCCCCCGUGGCCGAAGAGUCUUUCAAGACAUUCCCCCCCUCUAAGAGGUCGCUAUCAGCUGUCUCUAUACUUUCUCUCGCCCCUCCAACUCAUCCAGUUGCCGUUCGCUACCUCAAAACUCCCACACCAAACUUUAUCCGCACAGCCGCAGCUGUCGUGGCGCGUCUUGUUGCUCGUGUUGCGGUGUCCCCUUCGGAGAGUUCCUCAGUCGGCUCCAUUUUUGUGUUCGUACCAUCGGCCGAAGACGUGGCGGCUCUAGCAGGCGCGCUGCAGCAACGCUUGCAGCAACCGACUGAGCUUCAACAGCAGCAGCAACCGCAGGAGUCCCCGCCCCCACCAGUAGAGAUUGUCUGCCUCGCCCCAGCGGUGCGCGUUUUCAUCUCGUCGGCUGUCUUCCCGCCCUGCGUUCCGCCUUAUGCACUGGCUGUGAAGUUCGUCGUGGACUGUCUGUAUACACGAAGGACCGUGUUUGAUUCCUUUUUGCGGCUGAAUCGAAUCUGCAAUGUUCCAAUUAGUGGGGCUCUCGCCGAUUUGCGAGCUUCUUUAGCAGGAAGGCUUGCAGAGGGGGGUUGCUGCUACCGGCUCUGUACAGCGGAUGCCUUUGCUGUUGGUUGUUGCCGGGGGCCUGCUGGAUUGGCCUCAGCUUCCUCCACUGCCCAUGUGAACGUCUAUGAAGAGUUUCCUGCCUCGACUUUGGAGGACAUCGCCCCGCUGCUCCUUCGGCUUAAGGCGUUGGGCACACAUUCCCAGCAGCGGUUGCCGCUGCUGCAGCCCCCACCUUCUGCUGCUAUUGCUGCAGCCGCUGAACAACUAUUAGACCUGCAGGCAGUAGACGAGAGCGGGCGCAUAACCAAACCCCUUGGGCGGAUGAUGAGUCAAGGAAUACUUUCCCCGGAACUGACCCGGCUUCUCCUAAUUUCUGCAGAUAAGGCGUUUGGCUGCUCGAUCGAGGCUGCAGCCCUCUGCGCCCUCCUUAGCGGGCCCCCCGUGUGGCAGCGGUCUGCGUUGGAGGGCUGCGGUUUCUUAGCCAAGAAGGCCAAUAGGGAAGGGAAAUGUCCGCGCGCCUUGGAAGCACGACAGCACCUGACGCUGUCUCGGGCUGUGCUGGGGGCAAUAGAGGGAGAUCCGCUGACAGCUUUGAACGUAUUCAACCGAUAUGUAGACCUGCGAGGGGGACUGCAAGCCUCUCCUCCGGGCGCUGACGUUCGCCUUUUGCCUCAACGUGGCCCAAAGGACGCACAGGCAUACGUAUCGGCUCUACAGACUGUUCUUGUGUCUAGAGCUGUGUUUAUUUCAAUAUUCAGCCCUGCAUCGGCAACUGCCCCACCCUUCGUAAUUCAUCCAUCUUCUGUUCUGGCAAACUGCCUGCCUUCGUUUGUAGUGUACGGACAGGCCUUCAUGCGAAAUGGCUGCGUCUACAUGCAACAAGUCACAGCGAUCGAGCCACAGUGGUUGGCCGAAGUCGCUGGGCAUUUGUACGCGGUGAAGACAUAA
Molecule: messenger RNA, 2910 nt
Organism: Eimeria maxima
Lineage: Eukaryota; Apicomplexa; Conoidasida; Eucoccidiorida; Eimeriidae
Product: helicase associated domain-containing protein, putative
Exons: 8
Coding region: 1-2910 (969 amino acids)
Cellular component (GO): intracellular anatomical structure
Molecular function (GO): RNA binding
Source: RefSeq, a predicted model, not a curated record